AUGAGUUUCCUCUAUAGUAUAUUUAGUUGGCUGUAUAAUACAUUUGUUAGCUAUUUACCUUUUAAAUUCGCUGCAAAUCCAAGUGAAACUGUGGUAAGAGAACAAAUACAACAACAAGCCAUUGCUCAAAAUAAUCAGUCAUUACAGGAUUUAAUUGUGGAUAUUAUAUCACAUCUACCUUCAGUAGAAGAAAUACUUACUCAACAUAAUGAAACCGUAAACGAAGAACAUAUUACAACCAGCAUUCAUGAAUUGAUUCCACAAUUAUUUGACAAAUCAUUCAAAGAAGCUAUUGAUUUCUGUAAAAAUAAUGAUCAAAUUCUACUUGUAUAUUUACAUUCACCUGGACAUGACGAUAGUUAUGAUUUUAUUCAAAACAUAUUUUGUAAAAAGGAAUUUAUUGAAUUUUUAAAUACUAACUUUGUAGUUUUUUCAAGUUCAAUCAGAUCCAGUGAAGGAUAUAGUAUUUCUAAUCAAUUACAAGCAACAUCUUAUCCUUUCUUGGCUGUUUUAUUGGGAAAUCAAGUACAUUGGAGAAUGGAUGGUUUGACUGAAUUGAAAAAUUUAACAGAAAUGUCAAAUGGUCAAACUCAUGUAAUUGAUAAUUUAAUGACUCAAUUAAUUGAAGUGCAUGAACGUUUGGAUUCUCAAUUGGUAAUUCAAAGACAAGAAAAACUUCAAAGAGAAUAUGAAAGAAGGGCAAGAGAAGAACAAGACAGAGCAUACGAGGAAUCCUUAAGAAUUGACAGAGAAAAGGAAGAAAAGAGAUUAGCAGUGGAGAGAGAAAGGCAAGCCAAGGUUGAUGCUUUUAUGAAAAAAUUAAGAAUCAAUGAAUCGACACGUAAUGACAUUAGAAAUGAAAUUGUAUUUUACAACAAUGAAGCAGAAUAUAAGAAUAUCAAAUUGAAAUUACCAAAUGGAACAGAAGUGCAAAGAAAAUUCUCUUUGGAUUUGUCAUUUGGUGAUCUUCACAGAUUUAUCCAUGCUUACCCUUCAACUGAAUGGCAACCAUCCAGAUAUAGCAAUGUUGAAACCGACUAUGAAUUAACCUUAAACUCAUUCCCUAAGAGACCUAUUCCAUUUGAUGAUUCUCAAACAUUGUCUUCAAUUGAAGGAAGAGCCCUCUUUAUUUUUGUCAGAGAAGCUGAACACGAUGAGGAUGAACAAUUUGCUGCCGAACAUUCCUUGUAA
Molecule: messenger RNA, 1191 nt
Organism: Naegleria gruberi
Lineage: Eukaryota; Heterolobosea; Eutetramitea; Acrasida; Naegleriidae
Exons: 1
Coding region: 1-1191 (396 amino acids)
Cellular component (GO): endoplasmic reticulum
Molecular function (GO): ubiquitin binding
Source: RefSeq, a predicted model, not a curated record